UCUCACCUAUCUGACAACAACAAAAAACCCUAAAACAACAUAAAACGAAACAUAAAGUCCAUACAGGAGACAUUCGAAGCCAAUCAUGCCGUGGACAAAGUUCACAAAGGUGGCUCUAGGUCUAGGAGCUGCCAUAACGGCUGUGAGAUCAACAGUGUAUACCGUUGAUGGUGGCCAGAGAGCUGUUAUGUUCCACCGAUUCGAAGGGGUUCUAGAAGAACCAGUAGGAGAAGGGACACAUCGUAAGAUUCCGUGGGUGCAAAAGCCUUAUAUCUUCGACAUUCGGACCAAGCCCUACGAAAUCAAGUCCGACUCUGGAACUAAGGAUCUUCAGAUGGUCAACCUCACACUUCGUGUUAUGUUUCGCCCUGAUGUUUCGCGCCUCUCGUACAUAUACCAAAACUUAGGUCUCGACUACAGUGACAAGGUCCUACCAGCGAUCGGGACUGAAGUGUUGAAAGCGGUGGUGGCUCAGUUUAACGCUGACGAGCUCUUAACAGAACGUCCACAGGUCUCGGCUCUUAUACGUGAAACGCUGAUCAAGCGAGCUAAGGAGUUCAACAUUAUUCUCGAUGACGUGUCGAUCACGGAUCUCUCCUACGGUAAAGAGUUCUCACUUGCAGUGGAGCGGAAGCAGGUGGCGCAGCAAGAAGCUGAGCGGUCCAAGUUCGUAGUGGCAAAGGCUGAUCAGGAGAGACGAGCGGCUGUGAUUAGAGCAGAAGGAGAGAGCGAGGCAGCUCGGGUUAUCUCGAAAGCGACUGCAGAGGCUGGGAUGGGGUUGAUCGAGCUCAGGAGGAUCGAGGCAGCUAGAGAGGUUGCGAUUACGCUCUCUAAUUCUCCCAAUGUUGUCUAUUUGCCAAGUGGUGGGAAUAUAUUGUUUGCAAUGAACAGUCCGAGCAAAGUUGCUGCUUGAAUUAGUUGCAAAAAUAUGGUGUUUAAUUCUAGGUUUUAUUGAUUUGUG
Molecule: messenger RNA, 961 nt
Organism: Arabidopsis arenosa
Lineage: Eukaryota; Viridiplantae; Streptophyta; Magnoliopsida; Brassicales; Brassicaceae
Source: the annotation of a GenBank genome assembly